This is a messenger RNA of Myxocyprinus asiaticus (Chinese sucker), 3694 nucleotides long. Its product is annotated as glutamic acid-rich protein-like. Gene Ontology annotation, molecular function: calcium ion binding; phospholipid binding. The record is from RefSeq and is a predicted model, not a curated record. The coding region runs from base 1 to 3270 and encodes 1089 amino acids. Gene Ontology annotation, biological process: arachidonate secretion; phospholipid metabolic process; lipid catabolic process. NCBI's taxonomy places the organism in Eukaryota, Metazoa, Chordata, Actinopteri, Cypriniformes, Catostomidae. The transcript is spliced from 14 exons.
AUGAAGCUGCUACUGUAUCUUCUUCUCUUCACCCUGCAGAAAGUUCAUGGGACUCCUGUUUUCUGCCUAGAAACAAGUGACCUCAGUUCUGAUCAGCUUCUGAUUGGUUGUCUGGGUGUGCGGCUCUCCUGGCUGUAUGCUGUGUUUGAUGAUCUGCUGUCAGUGUUGGACUUUGCUGUUAAUCUGCGUUGCGAGACUGGAAUCUGUCCCGUGGACAUUCAGAACCACGGACAUUACUGCAGCAAUGCUAACACACAGGGCGAAGCACACACACAUAUACAGCCUGCCGACACAUUGGACCGGUGUUGUCUUACCCAUUGGAGAUGUUAUCAGGAGGUAAAGGAGAGAAACUGCAGUCGUCCGACACCUAUACACACCAACUACACCUGCAGCUACAACUCCAGCUGUGAUACGUUGGAUUUCUGUGAUGAAGGAUUCUGCCUUUGUGAUCGGACAGUUAUAGACUGCAUUAGCUCCAACUAUCCAAUCACAAAACAGGAUGGAGAUAACCAACCAAUCACAUCACAGACAGUCUUUUCUUUUGUGACAGAUCUUCCUGAUAAUGACACCCACAUCAGUGAGGUGUUCUAUGGAAUAGACAGGGUGGAGGUUUCUCAAUCAGAUUUUGAGCUGGAGAUCCUCUCCUAUGGUCUGAAUGACACAUUGAAUGAGACUAUGAGCAACUUCACCAAUGAGCUGGUGUCAGUCAACGGCUCUCAAACCAACCAGAGCACAGAGAACCCUGCGAUAUAUCAGACUGGUCCAGAGGAAGUAGAGAUCGAAGAACAAGAGAAAGAGGUGGAGGACAGAAACUCAGAAAGGGGAAGUACAGGACAGGAGGAGGAAGAGAAGGGAAUGGAAUAUGAGGAUGUUCCAGGUGUCUCUAAUGAAAUUGUGAGCAUACAAAAUACACCAUCACUUAAAACACCAGAGAAGAUAUUCAGUGUGUCAUUUUACUUACUGUCUCUUAAUAUUUUUUGUCUUAUUACAGAUGAGCAGACCGUUAGCACACAGCUAACCUUAAUUACAGUAUCACAGACUGUCACACAUUUACCAAAAACACACACAUACACAAGCACACAUUUGAACCCCACACAACACUUAUCAAUCACACAGAGACCUGCCUCUACUGCCUACAUAACACCUGCAACCACAUACACACAUACUCUCACACACCCUGACCACCAAACAUCUGAAGAGGAGGAGGAAAGUGAAGAAGAUAAAACAGUGGAUCAUGAAGACACAUUGCCACCAGUCACAAGCAACACUUUAAAACCUGCAUACACACCUGCACAUGGUACACACAAAACACACGUGGUAAAACCCCUUACACGUACAUCUAGUCCUGGUACACACAGAACACACACCGUUAAACCACUUACACAUAUAACUGCCCCUGGUGUACACACAACACGCACCGUAGAGUCGUAUAUUAGUGCACCUUCUCACAACAUAACAGAGGAAAAGUGGGAUGAAUCAGUGGAGGAGAGAGAAGACCAGGAAACAGUGGAGAAAGAGAGUGACAAAGAAAUAGAAGAACAGCCAACACAAACCAAUCAAAGCAUGUAUACCUCUCUGAUGACCACACCCACCAAAACAUCAACCAAUCAAAACUUGCAUUACAGAACAACUCCAUCCAGGCCUUCCAAUGAAAACGCAGUAGAUGCAACCACUUCUGUGCCUCUUUCAUCCGAGAGAGAAAGUGAUGAGAAAGACAUAUCUGUUGAAGAAAUGGAGAAAGACAGUGAGGAGAGAGAGAAAGCAGUUGAAGAAGUAGAGAAAGAGAGUGUAAAUGAGGAUUUUUUAUUAAAUACCCUAAACAAGACUAACAAAAGCAGUGCAGAAUUGCCAGGUGACUUAAGCAUAACCAAACCAACAACUUCAGCAUCACAUUCCAAACAAACACAAGCCAAGAUAAGGGCAUCACACAUGGGUUCCUCAUCGGAAGAGGAUGAAAGGCAAAAGAAAGAAAGUAAGGAAGAUCUACAGAGUGAUAAAGACAGUGAAAAUACAGGUUCUAUAGGGCAGAACAGCAUUCUGUCUCUGAACAAAGAGAUGGACCACAACCAAACCACUACCACCUCACCAACAUCCACCAACACAACCCCUGACAUCACAGUAAAUUCCUACAUCUGGAUCAUUCCAGCGUUGAUCUCCAAACAUUCCACACAAGGCGUGUUUCCAAGGCCAACAGCUCACACACCUGCAGAACCAACUGAGAAUCACAAAACAACAUCUACGGUUCCCCACGAGCCCACCAGCUCCUGGACACCAAAAACCACAUCAGGUCAUGUUGUUGAAACUGUUCCUCAACCCCAGAAACCUGCCCACCCACCCUUGAACCAGCCUUCUAUUGCUCCAAUGACCACUUCAGCUCAGGAAGAGUCUGCUGAGGAAGAGGAGCCCGCUGAAGUAGAGGAGAAAAAGGAAGAGAAAGAGCCAUAUGAUAGCUCACAGGAAACAGAUAAGAUUGAGUCCAUCCGGGUCCGGAGACGAGCGGUGCCGUUCUUUGCCUGGUCUCUACUAGAGGCUGCAGGACUGUCAGACCUAAAGGUGCAUGAAGAAAGUAAAGAAUGUAGCAUGUCUUUCCUCCAGUACAAUGCAGCGGGACAGGUGCUGAGGGACAUGUCUGGUCUGGGAGAAAUGCUGAACUGUCUCACUGGACGAUGUCCUCAUGAGUAUCAACACUACGGAUGCUACUGCGGACAGCAGGGGACAGGAAACCCAGUAGACCAGCUGGACCGUUGCUGUUUUCUGCAGCAGUGCUGUUUGGAGCAGCUCAGUGUGCUAGGCUGCAGGAAAAACAGAAAACUCAAUGCUCAAAUCAGCUGCCACAAUGGAAAACCACAAUGUUUGGGUGCGAGUGUGUGUGACCGGCUGCAGUGUGUCUGCGAUCGUUCGACUGCUGACUGCAUAGCGGCCUCACGAUUCAAUCACUCAAUCACCUCCUCAUGUUCUGGACCUCGCCCACCAUGCCACCGCAAGCCACAUUCUUCAACACAAUUAGCCAGUCAGAUCUCCAGUGAGGAGAGCAAUGAAAUGACCCUGCCCCACCCUCAGCCGAACACACAAAGCCAACAAUUUAACACACAGGUUCAGCCGCACACAUUAUCUGUCGGAACAAAACACACUCACACUAACAGCAAACCUGCAGGGGGCAACAAACAGGAGGACGAGGAAGAGGAGGAGCCAGGAAAAGUAGAGGAAGAGGAAGUGGAAGAAGAAGAAGAAAAGGAGGAUGAGGAGGAGGAAGAAGAAUUGGAGCAAUAGAAUUAUGCAAAUUUAUGUUUUAAUUUUCAGGAAUGUUUCAAAGAUUGAGGAAUCCAUUGGAAAAGAUGUAAUACACAUUUAAUGAAACUUUAUGCUCAGUCAUUAUGCUCAAUGAUAAGCUUACUCUGCAUUCAACUAACUCAACAUCCUCUAGCCAAAAAAGCUGCCAUCAAAGAUCAGCAAUUCCUCCUACAAGAUUAUAGACAUACCUGCAACAAGUAAAACUGGGAUCAGCAUUUGUGCAUUGCAGUAUUAGGAAAUCUUUCUACUGAUGUCAGAAAUGAGUGGUGUCUAAACCCUGAUUGUGUUUGUGUGCUGGACCAUAAAUGCCAGCAGCUGUAUUUUGAAUUUUCUCAGUAUUUUUCUUAAUCCACUUGUUUUUAAUGAUGGAUAUCUGUCUAAUUAAAAAUAAAGUCAUUUAUCG